AUGAGGGAGGAGGUUUGCACGCCGGAUGUCUUCGCCUACACGGCAAUACUGAAGGUUCUGGCGAAUGCGGGUAAUUUUGAGGGGUGUUUGAGGGUUUGGGAGGAGAUGAGGAGGGAUAAGGUCGACCCGGAUGCGAUGGCGUACGCCACGAUCGUGUCGGGGCUUUGUAAGAAUGGUAAUGUGGAUAAGGGGGUGGAGUUGUUUAGGGAGAUGAAGAAGAAGGGUUUGUUGAUCGACAGGGCGGUUUACGGGGCGAUAGUUGAUGGGUUCGUGAGGAUAGGGAGUGUUGAAGACGGUUUUGGGGUUUUUAAGGAGAUGGUGGAUGAUGGGUAUCGGCCGGAUUUGGGGAUAUACGACUCUUUGAUCUGGGGUUUGUGUGAGGAUGGGAGGAUCGAUAAGGCUCGCAGGCUCUUUCAAGUUGCGAUUUCUGAGGGACUUACGUUAGAUUUUGGGACGGUUACGCCGUUGAUGAUUUAUUAUGCUGAUUCGGGUGAGAUGGAUAGGUUUUUUAGACUGAUUGAUCAGAUUGAGGAAUUGGGUCUGCCCGUUAUGGAUCAUUUGGCCGAUUUCUUUACUGUCUUUUUAAGGAAAGGGGAGAGAGAGUUGAAUGCUGUGGAGGUGUUUGAGGCCUUGAAAGGAAAAGGAUACUGUAGUGUAGCCAUAUACAAUAUUCUCAUCAAGGCACUUUAUAAGAGUAAAGAAGGAAAGAGAGCAGUGUCUCUCUUUGAGGAAAUCAAGAGUUCACAGGACUUGGAACCAGAUACCUGUACAUAUAGUCUUGUAAUUCCUUGUUAUGUAGAUGUUGAGGAUGUCAGAGAGGCAUGCUCGUGUUAUAAUAAGAUGAGGGAAUUGUCUUGGAUACCUAGUGUUGAGGCUUAUUGCUCUCUCGUUAAAGGGUUGUGCAAAAUCGGAGAAAUCAAUCCAGCCAUUACUCUAGUCAAGGAUUGCUUAGGAAAUGUUACAGAUGGGCCUAUGGAGUUCAAAUAUACUUUGACAAUACUCAAUGCGUGUAGAUUAGGUAAACCAGAGAAGGUUAUAGAAGUUUUGAAUGAGAUGAUGGAAGAAGGUUACCCAUUUGAGGAUAUCAUAUAUUGUGCUGUCAUUCAUGGUUUCUGUAAACAUGCUAGUUCAGAAGAGGCGAGAAAGGUGUUUGCAGUUUUGAAGAACAGAAAUAUUCUUUCCGAAUCUAGUUACAUCGGUUAUGAGGAUAUGCUUAACGAGCACUUGAAGAAAGUGACUGCUGGCCUAGUGAUCUCUACUUUGAAGUUUUAUGGUCUGGAAUCGAAAUUGAAGCUGAGUAGUAGCAUGGAUUGA
Molecule: messenger RNA, 1314 nt
Organism: Asparagus officinalis (garden asparagus)
Lineage: Eukaryota; Viridiplantae; Streptophyta; Magnoliopsida; Asparagales; Asparagaceae
Product: pentatricopeptide repeat-containing protein At4g20740
Exons: 1
Coding region: 1-1314 (437 amino acids)
Molecular function (GO): protein binding
Source: RefSeq, a predicted model, not a curated record